AUGGCUCGCGGGGGCAUGGCGAGUGCGGCGACGGGUCCGGACGUUGCUCCGCCUGUGGUGGAGGAGGAGUCGACUGACAUUGGAUCGACCGAGGGGCGUAAGGCACCCGAAGUUGAAGAGGACAUCGUCGAGGAGGGCGGCCUGUCGGAGCCACUGAAAGAGCGCCGGUCCAAGGCCGCCAGGGACCGCGCCCCGCCCAGUGACACCGACACGCGGACGGGCGAGGUUCCGUCGACUGAGGCGGUGAUGCGAGCGGACGGGGCGACCGAGUCGCGUCAUCCGCCGCCGUCUUCAUUGACCUUCACCGAGCUCCACACGGCGCUUGGCGAGGCGCAUGUGGCGGAGAUUAAGCGGCUGACCGCGCUUGUGGAGGAGGCGGCGCAGAAGAACCGGAAGCUGAUUGCCCUGGGCACAGAGGCGCAGGCAAAGGCUCUUGCCGAGGCUCGGGAAGGGUUCGUCAAGGAGUCCUUCUACCGUGAAGCCGAGUUCCGGGCGCAGCAGGCCGAAGAGGCCCGGAAAAGGGCGAAAGCGGAGGUGGCGGAAUUGACGAAGGUCCUGGAGCAGAAGGGCCGGGAGCUGGAGGACGUCAUCACCGAAUACAAGGUGAAGCUGGAGGCCGCGACUGAUGCGCGGAACUCUGCACGUGGGGCUGCCGCGUCUCUGCGGGAGGAGGUGGCGGCCUUGAAGCAGCAGCACGCCAAAGAACUUGCUGCGGAGAAGGAGGCGUCCGAGGGCAUCGUCCUGGCGGUGCAGGCCGAGAAGACCAACUUCGAGGCUUUCGUCAGGGAGAUGUCGCGGCAGAUUCUUGGUACGUGCGACUUCGUGGAGACGGCGACUCCACGGGAAUGCCUGUCGACCGCGACCGCGCGUAUCAUCGCCUCGCGCGGGGAGAUACUUGCCGCGCUCCAAGCACUCGAGCCCGCGGGAGCUUUUGAGAAGCAGCUGUAG
Molecule: messenger RNA, 948 nt
Organism: Lolium perenne
Lineage: Eukaryota; Viridiplantae; Streptophyta; Magnoliopsida; Poales; Poaceae
Source: RefSeq, a predicted model, not a curated record